Rotaria sordida is the source of this 2586-nucleotide messenger RNA. Lineage: Eukaryota; Metazoa; Rotifera; Eurotatoria; Philodinida; Philodinidae. The record is from the annotation of a GenBank genome assembly.
AUGACAACUACAACAAAUAUUUCAUCGAAUUCAGUUAGUUUUUUACCAUUAAAAACAUCAAUACAACAAACAGCAUGUAACACAUGCAAACGUCUUCUAUAUUCAUUUGAAGAAAUCCUUGUUUGUCGUGUUUGUCAUGAUUCGUAUCAUUGGCGUUGUGUGAAACCUGAAACGGUUAUUCACUAUGGUGAAAAUGAAAAUUAUAUUUGUGAUAAAUGUAAUGGCGGUAUAACAACUAGUCCAUCUGAUCGAAUCACAAAUGGUGGUAUUAAAUUUGAAUCAACUGAUUCUUCUAUUCCAGAUUAUCGAGAUGUUGCUAAUAUACCAUCAAAAACCAAUUCAACAGAAACAAAUGUUCUUAAUACUAUUCGAUAUUUUGAAGAAAAACAACAACAAUCUCAGACAAAUAAAACAACGAAAGUAUCUGAACUUAAUGGUUAUCUUCCAUUACCAACUAAUGAAAGAGAAUAUCAUCAGCAUAAUGGUCAAUACAGCGAUGGCAGUCGAACAACUCAACGAAUUCAACAACAAACAUAUAACGGAAUAGAAAGUGACAACGAAAACGAUACAACAGCAAUGUUUCAAGCUAAUUACCAAUACACUCCUCUUAAAGAAUAUGCUGCACUGAGAGGUAGUCAAACAACAAAUGAUAAAUAUACAAAUGGUUGUCAAAAUAUUGACGUUCGUCAAACAACAUCUCGUUAUGGUGGUGGUUUACGUUAUUCAAAUCAUGGUUAUGAUCCAACAGUUUCACGUCUUGUUGAAGCUCCCAUAACUGAUGGACCACAUUUUGUAACUCCAAUAACUAAUAAUUUACCAAAUCAUAAUCGUGAACAACAUUUUGUUAGUACAACUAAUUUAAAUAUUAAUGAAAAAGAGUUUCGUCGUCAACAACAGCAACAGCAACGACAACAAAGCUCUCUUACUGAUGCAGCUCCAUAUAUAUCUCAAAUUCGUCAUGAUUAUCCAUCAAUAUUUAAACCUUCAACUCAAGAACAACAACAACAACAACAACAACAACAACAACAACAACAACAACAACAACAACAAGAGUGUCAGACAACAGUUGGUAGUAAUUCAGGUAUUCCUAUGGCUCAUUCAAAUUCUCAACAGCAACAACAAUCGAAUGAAAAUCAAGCAGUUGAAAGAAAAUUAACGACUUUAGUUCAACAAUUAGGAAAACAAUUAGAAGAUGAUGCACAAAAAAUCAAUGAAAAAUUAGAAUUAAAAUUAAAAAAAUUUGAAGAUAUGAUUAAUCAACAAACAUAUGUUAUUCGACAACAAGAUGAAGUUAUUGAACGUUUAAAAAGUAAAAUACUUAAAAUUGAAACAGAACGUGAUCAUUUUCGUGAUCGUUUAAAUGUACAUGAACAACGUGAACAAGGUGACAAGAAAAAUUUUACAACAAAUCAAACAGAUAAAUCUUAUAAUCAACCUGUUAAUAAUGAACAAGAUAAUGAAUUAAAUAAAAAAUAUUCAGAUACAUCAACAAGUACUACAGACAAUACCAAAUUAUCAACGAAAAAGGCUGCUGCACCACGUGUCGGUAAUCGAUGGUCAGCAACUAAUAAGCAGAAUGAACCAAUGAGAGCUCAACUUGUGAAAAAUAUUUCAACUAAUCGAGAACGAGAUGCAUUUGAAUCUUCAUCAGCUCCAACAGGUCCUUUAAUUGAAAUACCAGCUGCAUCAAAUCGUCUUGAUAAUAUAAUUCAUCAAUCAAAUGGAGGAGAUCUAACACAUCGAUCAUCAUCAAAUUAUAGUUUAGCUCAAGUUCGUCGUCAAGAUCGACCACGAAUUCUUGAACCUGUUACAAUGGAAAAACAACAAAUUGUAACAAGUGUUCAUAAUAAUACGGUAAAACAACAACGAUCAAAUGUGUCAUCAUCACCAUCAUCAUCAUCAUCAUCAUCAGCAUCAAGUCCACCAAAUUCAAGAAAAUCACCUGUUAAAAAAUCUAAUGCAAUAUCAACAAAAACAAGUGAAAGUUCAAAUAUUCAUCGAAGUUUAGAAUCAUUACCAAAUACAUAUAAAAAUAAUCAAGGUGCGAGAUUAACGAAUAAAGCAUCUUCACUUGAAUUCGGUACAAGACCGGUGCAAUAUGAUGAUUUAGGAUCAACUUAUAUAACACCUAUUGAAGGAAGUCAAUCAGCUAUCCAAUCAAAUGGUUUUAUUAAAGGAUGGCUUCGAAAACAAAAUCGAGAUUCAUUUUUAAAACGAAUUGAACGUUAUUAUUGUGUUUUAAGAGGAGAUACAUUCUUAAUGUAUCGACAUGAGCACGAUAGAAUACCACAUAAAACAAUACAACUUACAGGUGCAAAAGUACUUCUUUAUGAUGAUUCUAAAUAUGGUCCAUCACUUGAAUUAACUUGGACAAAUCAAUCAGAUGAAAUUAAACACUAUCAUUUAUAUGUUUCUAAUGCACAAGAAGCUGAUGAAUGGGUAACUGGUAUUCAAACAGCAAUAUACAGUAUAGAACAAAGUAUGAUAUAUUAUUUUAUUUGUAUUAUAUAUCGAAAAAAAUUUCUAUUUAAUAGGAGAUUUUCAAUAAAAAAAAAUCAUUGGCGUCCAUAUCAUCUAAAUGCAUAA